This is a messenger RNA of Tinamus guttatus (white-throated tinamou), 552 nucleotides long. RefSeq names its product microsomal glutathione S-transferase 1 (gene MGST1). The record is from RefSeq and is a predicted model, not a curated record. Gene Ontology annotation, cellular component: membrane; mitochondrion. Lineage: Eukaryota; Metazoa; Chordata; Aves; Tinamiformes; Tinamidae. Gene Ontology annotation, molecular function: glutathione transferase activity.
UCAGUGGCGGCGGGAGCAGCGAGGCUCGGUGCGGGGGCAGCGCGCUCCGAGGGGACCAGGCCGAGGUCAUCCGUGAGAAUUGCAGAAAUGGCUAAACUGACCCAGCUAAUUGACAAUGAAGUCUUUCGGGCUUAUGCUACCUAUGCAACUAUUGUUCUUCUGAAAAUGAUGCUAAUGAGUUUUAUAACAGCAUACUUCAGGAUCAGCAGAAAGGCAUUUGCCAACCCAGAAGAUAUGCCAGCCAGUAAAGGCGAGAAUGCUAAAAAAGUUCUGCGAACUGAUCCAGAUGUUGAACGCGUACGCAGGAACCACCUGAAUGACCUUGAAAACAUUGUCCCCUUCUUUGGCGUUGGCCUGCUGUAUGCUCUUAGUGGCCCUGAGCUGUCCACAGCCUUGCUGCAUUUCAGGAUCUUUGCCGGGGCGAGGAUCUUGCACACUAUUGCGUACCUGACUCCUCUUCCCCAGCCUAGCAGAGGUUUGUGUUGGGGAGUCGGGUACAUGGUUACCAUCUCCAUGGCCUACCAAGUGCUGAAGGCUGCGCUGUCCCUGUAG